CAGCGGAAAAAUUUUUCAUAAAUAAAAUACUAAAAACACACACUUGUAGUUCAAAGCAAAGCUCUAACAAGUGGGCAAACUCAAUACUAAAAAUCUCCAAAAUGAUCUCAAGUCUGUACUCAUUAUCAUAAAUGUAAAUGACUAAUAAUCUCUAAAGUUGUUGCUACUGAAAACCUUGACUAAGCAUCCUCCGUGACGCUUAUACUGCUCUCCUCUAGCUGGCUGCCCUCGAACUCGCUGCUCAUUAACUACUCCUCUAGCUGCAACUAUCGAUCUAGUUCUCGCUUAUUCCUUUACUAAGUCCUGGUGAGUGAGAUGGGGUCAAUCUACGCCCUUACGUUUAAACAUCUUAUUAAUACUUGAUCACUUUACUUAACUGAGUGGAAGUUGUUUUGUACUUCCACUAUUUCGGGCUAACUAAUAAAUAGGGAGUUAGUUAAAAAUCCCGUUGAUGAACCAGUUUAGGAUAGUUACCCAGAACGCCACUAGGGGAUUUGGAGAAGAAAGCGUUAAAUCGACAAGAUUAUCUACGGGGUGAAUGUCUCUGCGCACUAAAGUGCCACAUAUUCCUGGUCAGGCUGGUGAUCGAACCUUCUCCCAAAUUCAUCUCAAAUGCACGAACCAGCCUCCCUUCGUGUGUUCUUAUUACGCCUCCUGCUGCUGCAUUGCCGCUUGUUGGAGUAACAGAUCCAUCCGUGUUCAAACAGAACCAAUCCUGUGGUGGAGGCUUCCAUUGAAUCAGGGGCAACUAGCCCAAAUCCCCAGAUAACUCAAGGAAUCGUAACAGAGGAUCAUAUAUCCUUUCAUCCCUAAGUCCCAGUAUUCAUUCCCGUAGAUGGGGAGACGCAGACAACUCAAUCAAUAUCAACAACAUGUCAUGACCGAUUAGGCUUGGUUUAUUUUGUCAGAAAAGAAAGUAGGUUUCGGAAAAAGCUCAACUCUUAAAACUGUAUGGGAGUUACUGUAACUCCAUUCUUAAAUCUCAAAACUUGACUUAAGUACUUGACCAACACUGGGAUCCCUCACUAGCUAGUCCGGUUGCCAACUCAUACGUAUGAUAAGCCAUCCAGGCUUUCCUUAAACUUAAACUUAGUUAGGAGAGUCGUAACGAUUCAUCCCCCUAACAUCUUAAACUUAUCGUGGUGGCUCUUCACCACGAUUCUCAAGAGCAUAACUGAUGCUCAUCUUAAAUAUCUCAAGAGCAUAACUGCUGCUCUGUCUCAAAGAUCUCAAGAGCAUAACUGCUGCUCUAUAUGAAAAUCUCAAAUGGCAACGGACUGGCGCUAGUGACUAAAAACACUUAAAACGACUUCACCUUCUUGAAGGUGAGUUACUUCUUAAAAAGAACUUGUUUCUUAAACUUUAACAAUAAAUUAAACAUAACGCUUUAAAGUAAAUAGCACAAAAUCACCUCAAAUCACAUCAAAUAGCACAAAAUCACCUCAAACCAUAACUCAAGCAAAGCACACAUAAUCAAUCAUACACAUAACCAAGCAACAGUAACCAAUUCGCUAAAAUACUUCCACUGUUCUCCAUGACUUACGUCUCAACUCAUACACAACACUUCAUCCCCGUAUGUAUUAUAUCCCUCUCACUAUUAAUCUUUACUUAUUCCUUCAAUCCAGUCCUUAACAUGUCCAUUAUACCAUGGACCAAGACAUCCAACUACCCAUUAAAUACUCCCCUUAAUAAGCUCUAGCCACGUUAGGUGCUAAUAGCUAAAGGACAAAAAAAAUCAGGACAUGCUCCUUACCUCUACAAUUGAUCCAUGGAAUCUUCAAUGGUGGUUCAUCAGUACUCCAAAAUCAUGCACCUCCUUUUAAUUUCCCUGGGACAACGCCGCCAUUUCUCUGGGACAAUAUGCAAGGAGGCGACGGGGUUGUGCUUGUCCGCUGGUACGAGGGUAGAAACGGAGCUAGCUGCAAUCUCCUUUGUUUCUUUUGUGUCCUGGCAGCCGGCGAUCGGUGAUGAAAUGUAGUGGGCGGUGCAAUAGGAAGAUGGCCGACUAAAUGGGUCUCCUCUGUCGGGUUUAGUUUUAGGUUUAAUAUAUAUUGGUUCUAGGUGAGGCCGAUUGAGAAGUAGGGUUAGGUUAGGUUUAAUUUCUUCGGGGUUAUUUUGGAAAUUUCAUAAUUACGGGUGAGUUUAAUCUGAAACUCAGUAAACGUCCAUAAUUUUCUCACUUCAUGUCAAACUCGACAUCGUUUGAACAAUUAGUUCACAUUUUUAAUCCUAAUACGGUGGAACUUGACCCAAGGGUAUGUUAGUCAUUUUGACUUUUGGGGAAGAGCGGGGUGUAAAAACAACGUCGAAACUGCUCCGCCUAACCUUUUACUAAUACUAAUAUCCCAAUUACAGUAACUUAACCCCGCCCUUCAACUUCUCGCCGCCCACUCCGCCUAAACCCCCUUCCCUGCUUCCUUUGAUUGGGAAAAUCCAUCUCAUUUCAAUUUUUUCCCUUUUUGGCAAUGGGGUGGGUUAUAUAUGAAGAAGAAGAGGGAAGAUGGGGGAGCAUGAGAAGAAGAUCGGAAUCCAGAGGGAAAGAGAAAGGAAUAAGGAGAGGGGAAUAGAAGAAGACAGGAGAGAGAGAGGAAGAACUCGAAUCAGAUAUCAAGCAUGACAUAAGCAAACUUGGGGCUCGACCAAGAACUCGAAUCUCACAUCGAUGGGCGGCGAAGAACUCAAAUCUCGGCCGUCGCAAGGCAUAAUUGGAGGUAGAAUUGGUGGCGGUCUCCUCGACUAUCCUUUUCCCUCCGACUCCAGCCGUCCUUGUCCCUCUUCCUCCGCCUCCCCUGUCGAAAACAAGAAAAGAACGACAAUUGGGGAAAUUUCUGGUAAAACCAUGGCUACUAUUCUUCUGAACGACAACACGCAGGGCUUGAUCCACCGUCCUCAACGCUAUAUAAAGCUAUAAAGAAGACCGACGUCCGAGACAUGGUCGGAUGGAAGACGUCGUCGUUGGCUAGCGUGGAGUAGUGUUUUUGGGAAGAAGACCGAUGUAUGUUUGCGAUCUGAUUUGGGAUUUGGCAGAAGAUGGAUUUUUUUCAGUUGGGUCAACAAGAGGAAGAAGAGAAAGGGUCGGGUCAAGGGUUGGGUUGGAUUGGGUUGGUUUCUUAUGUGGCUGAUUUUAAUGAGGUGGCGGGCCAGAUAUUUAUUUUUUGUGGGUUAAAAUUAGCUUAUUAGGCACUUCUGUUAGCCACGUCAGCAAAAAAUUGACGGCGUUAAUGGAGGUUGACGGAAGGUAACGGAGAGUGACCAAACUUGAACCAUUUGAUUAAUUUUAGUGACCACGAACGAAAUUAAAUAUUUUUAGUGACCAAACUCGAAUGUUUUUAGUAAUCUCAAUGACCAACCAUGUCAUUAACACUGGAGACAUGUCUAAUUUUUUCUUUCUAAUUGUGUAGAAUGAAGUUGAUAUUAUCGAGUAGAGAGUGAAUAAGGUUAAUUGACAAGGAGAAAAAUGCUUUCAAUUAAUCAUGUUGUUUAUGGAUAAUUUGUGAGUUGCUUCAAUUUUCUUGAGUUUUUUAGAGUGGUGUUGAACAAUUUGUAUUAUUAAUUUGUGAUUUGCUUGAAUUUUCUAGAAUGGUGUUUUAUAUAUGGAUAAUUUGUAUUGAGAAACUGAUAUUUGACUUUUAUUUUGAUAGGAAUUUGUUAUUGUAAAUUUUUUAAGACAAAAACCCAUGGGUACCCAUGAACCCGUGGAUAACCGGCGGGUUGGGUUUGAAUUUUUUAAAACCCAGUGGGUUUUAUGCGGGGUUCUUUUCACGUAUAAACCCAUAGGUUUGGGUUUGGCAAAACCCGACCCAACCUGACCCAUUGUCAUCCUUAAUUGUUACCAUCCAUGUAUUGUUUAGAAUGUAUUGUUUUUAUUUUAACAGAAGCAAUACAUGAAUUUUAUUUGU
This is a messenger RNA of Linum trigynum, 3899 nucleotides long. The record is from the annotation of a GenBank genome assembly. Lineage: Eukaryota; Viridiplantae; Streptophyta; Magnoliopsida; Malpighiales; Linaceae.